Messenger RNA from Medicago truncatula (barrel medic), 2424 nucleotides. RefSeq names its product berberine bridge enzyme-like 8. The coding region runs from base 505 to 2124 and encodes 539 amino acids. The record is from RefSeq and is a predicted model, not a curated record. Lineage: Eukaryota; Viridiplantae; Streptophyta; Magnoliopsida; Fabales; Fabaceae. The transcript has a single exon. Gene Ontology annotation, molecular function: oxidoreductase activity; FAD binding.
CAAGGUUAUCGGUGUCUUUAGUGACAAAAGAUCAGUUUCCAAAUCAACUGAAUGUCGAGUGGCCUCCAUGAGCUCAUGGUCCCUUUAAGAUAUAGUGUCAAAAAUCAAAAACAACGCUUACAAGGUAGAACUUCUAGGAACUUAUGGUGUUUCAAUUAUAACCUUCGAUGUAUUCAACCUUUCACCAUAUUUGGAUGAUAAACUUGAUAUAAACUCGAGGGCGAGGUCUAUUCAACCCAGAGAGUAUGAUACAAGUUAAGAUAGUCUCUCCAUUGUCACCAUCCUACCAUGCUAGUUUCUCCAUUGCACCAUCCUAUUAUUGACUUUAAGCUAAGCAAGCCAAUAUGCUUAACAAUUCCAAUUUUUACAAGAUCAUUUUUCCAUUGAUGCAUUAAUUAGUUCUACUAUUUCAUCAGUAAUUUGGCAUCUAGAAUUAUUAUAAAUAAGGCCAAUUCCUCACGAAUUCUCAUCAUUGAAAUAUAUGAAAUCUAUUUCCAAAUAAACAUGGGAUUUGCAUACACAAAAUUAGCACUCUUAUCAGUCAUAAUUUUCAUCUCAAUUUUCCCUCAAACAUAUAUUUCUCAUGACAUUGAAAGCAGUUUCCUUCAAUGUUUUUCAUCAGGUUUAGAAAAUUCAAACUCAACUACAAAAGUAAUACUCACUCAAAACAGUUCAUCUUAUACACCUCUUUUACAAUCUUCCAUAAGAAACAACAGAUUCUUAGAAAGUUCAGUUCCAAAACCUUACCUUAUUGUUAUUCCAAAUGAUCUAUUCCAAAUCCAAAAAACAAUAAUUUGUUCAAAAAAACAAGGCCUAGAAAUAAGAGUUAGGAGUGGUGGACAUGACUAUGAAGGUCUUUCUUAUGUCUCUAAUGUUCCAUUCUUAAUGAUUGAUCUCAGAAACCUUAGGUCAAUAACUAUUGACAUCAAAGAAGAAAAUGCAUGGGUUCAAGCAGGUGCUACUCUUGGAGAACUCUACUAUGCAAUUGCAAAUAAAAGUAAUCUUCAUGGUUUUCCAGCAGGUAGUUGUCCUACUGUCGGUGUCGGAGGUCACUUCAGCGGAGGUGGAUUUGGUACCAUAUUUAGAAAAUAUGGUCUUGCAACUGAUAAUAUAAUUGAUGCUCAAAUAAUCGAUGUUAACGGAAACAUUCUAAAUAGAGAAAUGAUGGGUGAAGAUUUAUUUUGGGCUAUAAGAGGAGGUGGAGGAUCAAGCUUUGGAGUGAUUACUGCAUGGAAAGUCAAGCUUGUACGUGUCCCUUUAAUAGUGACAAUUUUCGAUAUUCCAAAUAGAUUAGAUCAAAAUGCUACUACCCUUUUCAUGAAAUGGCAAAUUAUAGCAAACAAGCUUCCUAGUGAACUUUUUCUUCACUCAGUUUUGGGAAUAGCUGCUAAUUCAUCUUCUGAUAGUGGAAAAACUGUAACUGUUUCUUUCACAGGACUGUAUCUUGGGAAAUCCGACGACUUGCUACCUUUGAUGCAAAACAACUUCGAAGAAUUAGGUUUGCAACGUGAUAAUUGCACUGAGAUGAGUUGGAUUCAAUCUGUUCUUUAUUUAACAGGUCAUUCCAUCAAUGGUUCAUUGGAAGUGUUACUUCAAAGAAACACAACACUUACAAGUUUCAAAGCUAAAUCAGACUAUGUAACAGAUCCAAUUCCUAUGUCAGGUUUGGAAGGGUUGUGGAACUUGAUACUUGAAGAAGACAGACCAACUUUGAUUAUGACACCAUAUGGAGGGAGAAUGAGUGAGAUUUCAGAAACAGAAACUCCAUUUCCACAUAGAAAUGGGAUCAUUUAUGGUAUCCAAUAUUUGGUAGAUUGGGAGAAAAAUGAAGAAACACCAAAGCAUGUGGAUUGGAUUAGAAGGUUAUAUGCAUACAUGACACCUUAUGUAUCAAAGGGUCCAAGAGCUGCAUAUUUGAAUUAUAGGGACCUUGAUUUAGGAGUAAAUAGAGAAAAUACAAGUUAUGAAGAAGCAAAAUCUUGGGGCGUGAAAUAUUUCAAGUCUAAUUUUGAAAGAUUGGCUCAGGUAAAAGAUGAAGUUGAUCCUACCAAUUUCUUUAGGGAUGAGCAGAGCAUUCUACCGUUGUCCCGUGAAACUAGCUUAGUUGAUAAGGACAAUGCAUAAUAUGUGCAAAGUCUGGGGUUCGAACCCCGGACGAACCCCAGACACCACCAAAAAAAGGUCCGAGGCUCGGGUAAGGACAGAGCAUUCCACCUUUAUCUUAUCGAUGCAUGAAGCUACUUUCCUUACACCAAUUUACUCCCUUAUCCUAUUACUAUAAUUAAAAGGGUCGUGUUAACAACUGUCUUUAGUGCAUUGUUAAGGAAAUAAAAAAAGAAAUAAAUGAAAAUUUUAUAUGUAAAGGGUCACUUUGUAAAACUUUAAGGUAUUAUAUUAAAUAAUUUUGACGUUUAAUUUCUUUAA